AUGUCCGACAGCAGCGAGAAGCGGGGCACGGGCGAGAAACCCCCCAGCAACCCCAGCAAACAGGCCAAUUCGCGCAAAGAUACCACUGAAAACCAGAGCUCCCCGUCGCUCGCCAGUCGGAUCCAAAGCUCGGCCUCGGGGCUGGCAAGAAGUGCCUUCUCCGCGACCGGGCCCUCGGCGAAUGCAGCUCAAGUCCUCGGCGGCGGCAGCAAAGCUGGCCCGUCGUCGCCAGCGACCGCAGCCCUCGCAGCGGUAGACCAACACAGGGAUACUACUGCGCCGGCCUCGUCGACGAGGGGGCAAUCCGCACAUCUCCCGGCAGACUCGUUUCGAUCGGCAUCAACGGGUCAGCACGGUGCCUUCGAGCUGCCCCCACUCACCGAGGACGAGUUCCAGCGCACAUACGACGAACCGCAUUUACGCAGCGACAUCGACUUCUCCGCGUCCGCGAUAGGCAUCGACAGCCAGGAAGUAAAAGGAAAAGGAAAAGGAAAAGCUAGCGACUCUACAUCAACCUCAACAAACGAGCCCUCAUCUACCAGUGCCCACGCAGACAGCGAACACCACACCCACACAUGGCAAUCAUCCCUCCCAACGACCGCAACGACCCUACCCACCGACGGCGCCGCCGUCAUCUCCCUCCUCUCCUCCCCAUCCUUCAACCCAGACUUCCCCCAAACAGCCGACGAACCCUUCGAGCCCGUCGAAACCGACCCCCUCCCCCCGCAACUAACUUCCUCCGAGAUCGAGAUGCUCGACUCCUUCCGCCGCUCCGCCACAGUCGAUCCCUCCACCCCCGCGCACCAACCGCACAGACUCACCUCGCUCAGCCUCGUCCCGGACAUCGAUUCCAUCCUCGACAGCGUGCCCGCCAGCAUAGCCACAGACGUGACCGCGCUGCGGGACGCCGUCCUGACGAAUCUACCGGGUGCCGCCGACUGGAUUGCCGUGGAGGAGAGGUACCACGAUGAAGUGUGGGGGUAUCUGCGGCCGACGCUGGAGGCGGCGGCGGAGGAGAUCGAGGUGGCGAAGGAGCAGGGGCGGGAUGCGCUGGUGGAGGAUGGGCCGGCGGUUCGGCGGUUGAAGAUGAUUUUGGGGCAUAUGCAAAGAUAA
This is a messenger RNA of Aspergillus clavatus NRRL 1, 1113 nucleotides long. RefSeq lists its product as uncharacterized. Bases 1 to 1113 code for a protein of 370 amino acids. NCBI's taxonomy places the organism in Eukaryota, Fungi, Ascomycota, Eurotiomycetes, Eurotiales, Aspergillaceae. The transcript has a single exon. The record is from RefSeq and is a predicted model, not a curated record.